This is a messenger RNA of Syngnathus acus (greater pipefish), 2380 nucleotides long. RefSeq names its product tubulin, delta 1 (gene tubd1). NCBI's taxonomy places the organism in Eukaryota, Metazoa, Chordata, Actinopteri, Syngnathiformes, Syngnathidae. The record is from RefSeq and is a predicted model, not a curated record. Gene Ontology annotation, cellular component: microtubule; cytoplasm. The transcript is spliced from 7 exons. Gene Ontology annotation, biological process: microtubule cytoskeleton organization; mitotic cell cycle. Gene Ontology annotation, molecular function: structural constituent of cytoskeleton; GTP binding. The coding region runs from base 121 to 1542 and encodes 473 amino acids.
GUGGCGGCAACCGUGAAACACUUCUCCGCCGUCGCUUCCAAAUCAAAACAUGACCAACUGUAGUUGUUAUCAGUAGCCAAUUGCCUCCAUGUAAAAAUAGGGAUCUUAUAUUGAAAAAAGAUGUCAGUGGUUACGGUUCAGUUGGGUCAGUGCGGCAAUCAAGUAGGUCUGGAGUUGUUUGAUACCCUUUACAAUGACGUUCAAGCAUGCCAGAAGAAAGCAUACGCUGCUGCCAGCUUUGAACGCUUUUUCUACCAAACCGAGGAUGCAGAUCUUAUUGCCAGGGCAGUGCUGAUUGAUAUGGAGCCAAAGGUCAUCAAUCAGAAUUUCAGCAAGACUGCCAAAUCUGGCAAGUGGAAGUAUAACGAUGCAUCAAGCUUCAACCAGUGGCAGGGGAGUGGGAACAACUGGGCCAACGGGUUUUACAUCCAGGGCCCGCGUCACAGAGAAGCGAUGGAAGAUAUCUUGCGACGUGAGGCGGAGCGCUGUGAUGGACUGCGUGGUUUCUUGGCCCUGAUGAGUGUGGCGGGUGGGACGGGUUCUGGAGUAGGCACCUACGUCACUCAAUGUCUGCGGGACGUCUACCCCAAAUCCUUCAUUGUCAACCACCUAACCUGGCCGUACGGCACAGGCGAGGUGAUUGUCCAGAACUACAACUCGGUAUUGACACUGGGUCGCCUCUACCAGCUGUCGGAUGGCCUCCUGGUGCACGAGAAUGACACGGUGCACAGGAUUUGCAGUCAGCUGCUCCAUAUUAAAGACAUCUCCAUUGCUGAUAUCAACAUGGUGAUCGCUCAUCAGCUGGGCACCAUCCUUCAGCCUGCGCUCACUGCUGACUCCAACGGAGUCUACAGCAGGAAUCCUCUUGGUGAACUUGUGAGCGCCCUCGCGUGCCACCCAGAGUACAAGCUGCUCAGUGUGAGCACCAUACCACAGAUGCCGAGUUCCUCCAUCGCAUUCACCAAUUUCAGAUGGCCAGCUCUGAUCAAACACCUGCGCCAGAUGCUCAUCUCCAACACCAAGAUGGAGGAAGGUAUAGACUGGCAGUUACGUCCAUUGGCUGUCUCAGAGCGGACCAGGACUCUGACUGGAUCCAGUGUCAACACUUCCUUGGCCAAUCUGCUCAUACUGAGAGGCAAAGACGUGUUCAGUGCAGAGACAGGUUGGACAGAUCAGUUCAACAUGUACACGUUUCACACCUCUGUUCAAAGUACUAACGUGAACCUAAACCCCACGAUACUAGGUAACUUUGCCGAUGCAGCCCUUUACAGCUCGUGGCUGUCGCCGAAAGACGCUUUCAACGUUUGGAAAUGUCCAGUGUCGUUUAAUAAGUACGAAAAAACGGCUACGUUGGUCAGCAACAGUCAAGCUCUGAUCGAACCAUUGGACAACAUAGUGAGAAAAGCUUGGAGUAUGUUUGCUGCAAGGGCCUACAUCCAUCAGUACACAAAGUUUGGAAUCUCAGAAGAAGAUUUCCUUGAAAGCUUUGCUUUUGUAGAGCAAAUCCUUUCCAGCUACAGUCAACUUGGCUGUAAUGGAUAAAACAGAAUGGCCGCUGUGUUUUUACCCCAAGGACUCCAAAAACACAUGAACAAUACAUGCAUGCUGUAAAUACUGUACGUAGGUUUUUUUAUCUACAGGUCUAAUGAAUAAUUUCGUUGCUCGAAGCACGCGAAAUACAACAGAAUGCAAUUUCAAAGGAACACUCGCAUAAUGUCAAUCGAUUUAUUGUGUAGUAAUUCAAACAUCUUUAGCAUGGGUUAUAUUAAAGACAGUCCAUUACUCCAAGUUCAGUACAUGCUACAUAAUAAUUGAAAGGCAGUUGAUGAUGACCCACAACUUCAGUCAGCUUACAGACCACUGUUGCCACGUGAGACUUAACAGCCAACACCAGUCUGAUAAGCUAGCUGAGAAGGUGGACACUUGAUGGUCACUGGCAGGCUGAAACAAGAAUUAUGAAGAAUAGGAGGCCAACAUUGAACCACUGAUACCAACCGUAACUUGGACGCAGCCAUCUGUGGAAAGCGGUGCCAAUUUGUUCACUUACCUCCAAGAUGAUCAUUUCUUCAAGAGACAUAUACAUUUCUAACAAUAAACAAAGCAAUGAAUCACGCAGUGUCAUUAUUGAGUUUAUAUAUGAUCCAAUCCAAUGUCUAAUUUUACAUAACAGAAUUAGAAAUGGUUCUAGUUGCCUUAAAGUACAGUGUCACUGCAAACUGUCAUUUGUUGGAUUCAAGGUGUCUCCUGCCCAUAUAGUAUUAGAAUCCAAAUACAUAAUGUCCAUGAUUAAGUUAUCUACACAAUGUGCAAACCAACAACACAAUUUACAUUGAUAUUGCUUUUUCCUUCUUUUUUUUUUUGUUGGAGAACUGACAAUUCC